UGAAUAUGAGGCUGUGUAUUAAAAGAUUGAGAUUUUUAAGUGGAGGAAGUCUACAUUUUUCACACACAUCUCAAGUUAAACCUAGACAAUACUCUCAUGGCAUACCAUUUCUGGACUUUUACAAAAAAACUACAGGCACAACUAUAUCUGAAGAUCACCUGACAGUUCUCCAGAAGAAGCACCCACACAUAAUGGAGGUAACACAUGACAGCUUGCAGUGCACGCUACAGAUACUACAAAAGUUUGGGAUCACUGCUGAGGAAGCCUGUUGCCAUCCCCAUGUAUUCAGUAUGAAUCCCAUCACUAUGGAGAACUAUGGAGAUAUACUUAGGGAAUGUCAAUUUGUAACUGUUUCAGCCAAACAUAUCAUAAAGUACCACACAUUUAUAAGAAACCGAACUAUAGCUUGGCUGAAAAAGGAAGGAUUACUGUCAGAAGACAUACAAUUAGAACAAGUAUUAUUGGACAAGUUCCAAGAGUGGCCAGAGAGUAGUAAAACCUUGCAAAAGUUCUGUGAUACUAACACAUCAGUUUUAACAAUUCGUAUGAAUAUCUUGGAAAAAUUUCUGAACUGGAAGUUGGCGGUGUCUUCAGAAGAGUUUCAGAAGUACUGUAGAAACUAUCUGCCUCUCCAACACAAGCCAAUGUCAGAUAUCCAAGAAGCAAUCAGAAUAGCUGAGAAUGAGAUAAAGUUCGAUAAAGCAGGAAUCAGAAGAAAUGGCUUUGUUAUUUCUGCUGAUCCUUUACAUACAAAACUCAUUUUAGAAAAUGUUAGAACACUGGCAGGCAUGGAUAUUAGAGAUGUUUUAAAAAUAGAACCAGCCAUAUUGAAGAAUAAUUACAAUUCUGUUAUCCAAGUUCGAAAUAUUUUGGAGGAGUAUAGAAUAUCGAAUGAGACCCAAAGGAAAUGUUUGAAAGUAUACUGUAUGCGACCAGAAACCGUUCGCGAACGCCUAGAUGACCUGAGGAGUUUGAAAGAGUACAAAGUGUUAUCUACAAAUCCUAGAAUGCUUCUACUCGUUAUCCAUAAGAAGAAAAUGCUCAAUCGUCUCACGAAAAUAGAAACGGCAAAAAAGCAAUGUUUCAGUUUGAAUCACUUAGUAUCAUCGUCGAAAGUGUUUAACAAUUACAUCAACAGUUUUGGCGACAAAGUAUGCGGCAGGGACAUAGCGAUACUGAUUACUUCGUCCCUCAAAUUGCCAGCACACAACGGUAGAGGGCAGGCGGCGCGCAUCACGGCCGUACUGAACCAAUUGAGGCGACACAAGUACUGGCUGCACGUCGCUAUGAGCGUCAUCGAUGAGAACAUACAAUUCCUUAGAAAUAAGUUCGAUCAUCAAAUCAUAAUUAAUAACUGUGUGAUACUUCUGUAUCCUGUCUCCGAAGUGAAAUACUACAUAGAGACGUUGCUAUGCAUGCGCAGUGGCCAAGAAGUGAACGACGAACAAAAUGAUGAGCUGAACUAUAGCAACGUUCGUUACGACUGCCUCACGGACGCGCAGAUACUUAGCUUAGUGUUAUACACCAUUGAGAAGAAAUACCAUUUCAGUGGAGACGGUAUUUGGUGUAGGCAGGACGGUUUAAAGGUUGAAUCACAGAAAAACUGACAGAGGUGCCGAAUUUAGAUAGG
Molecule: messenger RNA, 1630 nt
Organism: Spodoptera exigua (beet armyworm)
Lineage: Eukaryota; Metazoa; Arthropoda; Insecta; Lepidoptera; Noctuidae
Source: the annotation of a GenBank genome assembly